Messenger RNA from Penicillium pulvis, 1374 nucleotides. Its product is annotated as N(6)-L-threonylcarbamoyladenine synthase family protein. The coding region runs from base 1 to 1374 and encodes 457 amino acids. Gene Ontology annotation, cellular component: mitochondrion. Gene Ontology annotation, biological process: mitochondrial tRNA threonylcarbamoyladenosine modification. Lineage: Eukaryota; Fungi; Ascomycota; Eurotiomycetes; Eurotiales; Aspergillaceae. The transcript has 2 exons. The record is from RefSeq and is a predicted model, not a curated record.
AUGUUCUUUUCAAUAUCUUCAGUUGCGACUUUACGCAAGUCAGCAGCAGGCGCGUCGCGCAGGUUUCUACGGAAUCGACGGGGUCUAUUGACUCUUGCAAUCGAAACGUCAUGUGACGACACAUCAGUCGCGAUCGUCGAGAAAAAGAAUGAGAGCCCUGUCGCUAGCAAUGCCAAAAUUCACUUCCUUGAGAAUAUAACCUGCGACUCACGAGCGCACCGCGGCAUUCAUCCGAUCUUAGCCCUCGAGUCCCAUCAAGAGAAUCUCGCGAGCCUCGUCGACAAAGCCCUUAGAUACCUGCCGGCCUCAAAAGAUGGAGAUAAAUCGAUAAACCUAGCGGAUGGAUCGAGCCGCCAGCGACCGGAUUUCAUUUCAGCAACUCGAGGGCCCGGAAUGCGUUCCAACCUGUCAGUUGGGCUCGACACUGGGAAAGCUCUCUCGGUUGCUUGGCAAAUUCCUAUGGUCGGAGUACACCAUAUGCAAGCACACUUGUUGACCCCUCGGCUGGUAUCAUGCUUGAAUAAAGGCAAUGGCGCAGUGACACCAGGGGCCGUGGGACCCCAAUUCCCAUUCCUGUCCAUUCUUGUCUCGGGCGGCCACUCGAUCCUCGUACACUCCAAGUCUCUCACAGACCACACCAUCAUGGCUUCUAGUGAUGACAUUGCGAUGGGCGAAACUUUGGACAAGUCGGCUCGCGAGAUCCUCCCUGCGACCUUGCUACAAGAGGCAAAGAAUACCAUGUAUGGCAAAGCUUUGGAACAGUUUGUCUUCCCCAACGGCCCCGCCGAUUUUGCGGAUUACCGCCCCCCAAUGAACCGGGGUGAGGAGGUAAUCAAGCGCAAGAGCCCGUGGGGCUGGAGCGUGACUACGCCAUUCGCCAACACCCGGACUUUACAACUAAGCUUCUCGUCUGUCUCAAGUAUGGUAAACAAGAUUGUCAAAGACAGGGAGGGCCAAUUAUCUCACGAUGAGCGCGUCGACCUUGGACGGGAGGCGAUGCGUGUCUGCUUUGAGCACCUUGCAUCCCGAACUAUUAUUGCGCUGGAAACUCUUCGAGUGAGGAACCGCGACGAAAAUGAGAUCAAGACACUCGUUGUGAGUGGUGGCGUUGCGGCGAACAAGUUCCUUAUGGCUGUUUUGCGCUCGUUCUUAGACGUGCGCGGAUACGAACAUAUGAAGAUUGUUGCGCCACCUCCAUAUCUGUGUACUGAUAAUGCUGCUAUGAUUGGAUGGGCAGGUAUUGAAAUGUUUGAGGCUGGUUGGCGGACGGAUCUAAGCUGUCGCGCUCUCCGCAAAUGGACCCUUGAUCGACAGGCCGAUGAUGGUGGAGUUCUAGGGCCUGGCGGGUGGAUCAUGGAUGGAACAGCUCUUUGA